GGAUUUUGAUAAACAUGGCUACGUGUCUCUAUUAUAUAUGCUAAGGAGAAAUUGAGUGUUACUUAGGCACUUUCUUGCCCACGCAGGCUGGACAGAACUCAUCCAGGGACCUUUUAAAAGACACGUCCUGCCAGGAGGACAUUUUUACUUCAUGGAAAGAGACAACGAACGUUCCGUCAUAAAGCUUGUUUCUGCGGCUUUGGGAGUCCAAUGAUCUCCGCAUCUAUAAUAAAUUUGAAUUUUGUAGAUUUGGGUUUUCGUACCUGCAUGCUUAACUGCAGUCCCGAGCUCGAAUUACUGAUCAAUUCUCUUUAAUGUGUGCAAGUCAUUUAUGAAUGUUAGAUGGGAGAAUUUGGUGAUAGGUCAGACAAUGUCUCUAGCUUAUAUGACAAGAGCUGAUCGCACUUUUAGUGUCUUCACACCACGCGGUGACGUAGUGAUAAGUUUAAGGGAACAGUUAUAUAAAAAGAGAAAUCAGUUGGAAAAUGAAUUAGAAUUUAAUAGAAUUUAAUGAAGCGAAGGUCUUUUUGGGUUUAUCUGAAAACCUCAAGUUUCCCUCUUACUUGAGGCUUUUUGCCGGCGAAGAAAGAUAUUGGUAAUUUUGGAGAGGUACGUCAAGAAAAACAACUGUUAAUAAUAAAUGAUUAUACGGUCUGAUUUUGAUAAGUUGCCUUCUUCAAAGCUCAUGUUGAAGGGUAUUAAAAGAUGUAACCACAAACAUGAUUUUUGUUUGCGAAAUUCACGCAAUUGAUACCAUGACCGGUGCAAGUUUAAAAUUUUCCGUGGAAACCGUUACUGAUAUGUUCAGUUAAGAAGUUUUCCUGAUCAAGUUAUUCGCAAGGAAACAUAUUCCUGUGCAUUUUAAUGCAACCAUAAAAUUGUUCCACUCUGUUCCGUUCGAAACUAUCUUAAUUCAUGAAAAUCGCUUAGAGUAAGGUCAAAAGAUAAUUAUUUUAUCUCGUCCCGUCCCUCGGGUUUUCUAAUACGUGAACGCGCGCGCGUGGAUGACCAUUGUGACCUAUUAAGAAAACACGAUUUUACAUUACAAAGGCUUUUGUGUUUAUACAUUGCCAUGGACGCCUUGAGUAGAGACGAAUGGCUGACAUAUCAAGCGUACAAAAAUGCCAACACAGACUAAGAAAUCGGUGUCUGUGACGCCAACAGAGAGACCUGCUAAAGCAAAGAAGAAGAAGAAAAAAGAGUCGGGAAGAAACAGUCGACAUUCCGGCAGUAAAACGCCCGCUUCGGGCGCUGAUAGCUCCAGUGAAGGAACCCGUCGAAAGUCAAGAUCGAAGUCACGAGCAGACACCGAGAAAAAGGUUGCAAGCGAUUUCAACUCGAAAUCUUGCUCUUCAAGCACACAAAAUCCUUCUUCAAGUAGCUGGCGAACAAGCAGUUCGGACGGCCGAAGCACAAGCAGCAGUGGAGAAAACUUCGGCGCAACAAGUUGUACAAAUUCAGCUUCUUCGAACGAAACGCGUUCACGAGAAAACGCGGUCAACACAAGCACAUUGGCCGUUGCAUCGUCGUCGACUUUAACUCGAAUAAACGAGACUUUAAGAUGGGACUUUACAAAGUGUGAUGAUCCAGCUGAGGAAGAGGAACGGUUAAAAAUCUAUAAAUUACACAGAAGGAAAAGAUACAUGGAUUUUUUGCACAAAAGGACGGGUGGAGAACCUCAAAGUAGCUUCUAUGCGUAGAUAACUUUUUGUGGCCUAGCAACUCAGCGAAAACUAUUUAUAGUGUAUUUGAUUUUGUGACUGAAAUGCGGAAGCUUCUCUCAAAGAGAGUGCAAAGCCAGAUAAUACACCUAACUGUAUAGCAGAUAGCUUGAUAAUUUAUUUACAUUUGUCGUCGACUUCUUGACAUUUUCGGUCAAAGAUCUUUCCAUAACAUAUGAACAAAAAUUUGAGAAAACAAUUAAGGACGUGUUAAUUAAUCUUUUACUCAGUACUACGUACGUGACAAGGUCACACACGAAAGAUAACUUUUAGGUUAUUUACACAGUGUAAAAACCCCUUCUCUGUUUUCAUUGAGAAGGACUAUUAAGGAAUCUUUGACAGCUAGAUUUUCACGUUACAUAAAUAACGUAUUUCGCUCGCGAAAAACGUGAGAUCGAUUUUUUGGAUUUUAACGGCAUUCAAACGAGAAGGAUUAACGCGGAUUCAGAAUAGCUUUAUUAGCAUACACCAAACAUAACAUCCAUUUGUUUAAACUGUACUAUUAUUCCCCGUUGGUUUGUACGACAAACUACUGUACAUAGCUCAGGCUGUUUUAUUGCAGACCUCAAAAUGUGUAAAUAUGUGAAUAUGUUUUCAUCGUGAGAGAUGUAGAGUGAAUUGAGUUUUAAGAGCAGAGGGAUAAUAUAUUGAAGACUAAAGAGUGUCACAAAAGACAAAAGUAGUAUUGUACCUGAAUGUUUACUCUGUAAAGCGAAUACAACGAACGAUUCAAUAGUUUUCCAUUGUGUGGACGAUCUGCUAUUAGGUUGUUGGACCUUCCCAGCUUUCUUUUUGCACGCACCACAAUUGGCUUUUGAACAGUAAGAAAAUAAAAGGCGGAAGGAAAUUCUUUAAAGCUCUAGUUUUCAGGAAAGAGUAACACUAAAAGCAUGGGCGAUGGACGAAGGAUAGGAGCUGUAUUUUCAAGUGAACAUUUAUUGUCAGUUUACAAUGUCUAUUCACAAGGGUUGACAAGUGUUUGGUUCUACCAGCACUCCAGCUGGAUUUGAGAACAAGUUAUUAUGUUCCUUUCUUCUUAUAUAGAUCUUUAUUCACUGUCGAAAGUGAUGGACAGUGUACUUGCAUUGAUUUUGGGCUAGUUUACCGCGUUACCUAACUCUUAUUUUAAUACCGGGCCCGAGUAUUUUCUCUGCGGGUUUCCACAAGUUUCUUAGUUUUUCUGCUCUCUCCUACUCAGUAGGGCUCAAAGGAAUUUAUGUUUAAUGCAAAAUAGACAAAAAAUGUUCCAAUCCUCUGGGGAGGAGAGUUCUUACCACUGAUCAUGAUGAACUAUUAGCAAACUCGCAAUCUGAUUGAUCGGAGAGGAACCACUACAUACAUGUACGUACUGAUCGAGAGAAACUAGUGUCCGGCAGGAUUAGUAUUAGGCAGAACAGUGAAAGCACAAACUUUGUAAAGUUUUAUUCUAACAAUUCCUUCACUUUCUUGGCUUGCGAUAACGGUUUCGUGGUUUUCAAAUGUCUAAUUAAGUAGUGGUCAGUGGGCUUAGCUACACUUAGCUAGUUCACAGGCAUGUCACUUAAACUGAAAGAAA
Molecule: messenger RNA, 3276 nt
Organism: Orbicella faveolata
Lineage: Eukaryota; Metazoa; Cnidaria; Anthozoa; Scleractinia; Merulinidae
Biological process (GO): protein arginylation
Source: RefSeq, a predicted model, not a curated record